Molecule: messenger RNA, 1304 nt
Organism: Mandrillus leucophaeus (drill)
Lineage: Eukaryota; Metazoa; Chordata; Mammalia; Primates; Cercopithecidae
Gene: BUD23
Product: Williams Beuren syndrome chromosome region 22
Exons: 13
Biological process (GO): rRNA (guanine-N7)-methylation
Cellular component (GO): nucleolus
Molecular function (GO): rRNA (guanine) methyltransferase activity
Source: RefSeq, a predicted model, not a curated record
GUAUUACCAAGCGGUCGCCGGGCUGAUGACAUAAAAACCGGGUUCCGGGAACCGCCACUCGCAGGCGUGCUGCUGAGGCGUGAGUAUGGCGUCUCGCGGCCGGCGUCCGGAGCACGGUGGACCACCGGAGCUGUUUUAUGAUGAGAAAGAAGCCCGGAAAUACGUUCGCAACUCACGGAUGAUUGAUAUCCAGACCAGGAUGGCUGGGCGAGCACUGGAGCUUCUUUAUCUGCCAGAGAAUAAGCCCUGUUACCUGCUGGAUAUUGGCUGUGGCACUGGGCUGAGUGGAAGUUAUCUCUCAGAUGAAGGGCACUAUUGGGUGGGCCUGGAUAUCAGCCCUGCCAUGCUGGAUGAGGCUGUGGACCGAGAGAUAGAGGGAGACCUACUGCUGGGGGAUAUGGGACAGGGCAUCCCAUUCAAGCCGGGCACAUUUGACGGUUGCAUCAGCAUUUCUGCUGUGCAGUGGCUGUGUAAUGCUAACAAGAAGUCUGAAAACCCUGCCAAGCGCCUGUACUGCUUUUUUGCUUCUCUUUUUUCUGUUCUCGUCCGGGGAUCCCGAGCUGUCCUGCAGCUAUACCCUGAGAACUCAGAGCAGUUGGAGCUGAUCACAACCCAGGCCACAAAGGCGGGCUUCUCCGGUGGCAUGGUGGUGGACUACCCUAACAGUGCCAAAGCAAAGAAAUUCUACCUCUGCUUGUUUUCUGGGCCUUCGUCCUUUAUACCAGAGGGGCUGAGUGAAAAUCAGGAUGAAGAUGAACCCAGGGAGUCUGUGUUCACCAAUGAGAGGCAAGGUGGAGCAUUUGAGGGAAGGGGCAUCUGAGGCCACCAGAUUCAGAGGGUCCCAUUCAGGAUGUUGCGGCGGGGAAUGGUGAGGAAGAGCCGGGCAUGGGUGCUGGAGAAGAAGGAGCGGCACAGGCGCCAGGGCAGGGAAGUCAGACCUGACACCCAGUACACCGGCCGCAAGCGCAAGCCCCGCUUCUAAGUCACCACACAGUUCUGGACAGGCACUUGCCUCUGUACUUUUCUAUAUUGUUCAGCUGACAAAGUAGUAUUUUAGAAAAGUUCUAAAGUUCUGAAAAUGUUUUCUGCAGUAAAAAAAAAAAAAGUACUCUGGGCCGGGCGUGGUGGCUCACACCUGUAAUCCCAGCACCUUGGGAGGCUGAGGCGGGAGGAUCAUUUGAGGCCAGGAGUUUAAGACGUGCCUGGGCAACAUAAUGAGACUUCGUUUCUAGGAGGGGGGAAAAAAAAAGCUCUUGAGCAUCUUAUUUUGUUUAAAAGCAAGAAAUAAAAAUUCCUUUUGUGGA